AUGUCACCAUUCAAUACAUCGGAACUGAUUAGCGAAGACUGUCUUCACCUCAAUAUAUGGACCUCUAGUGUCAGUCCCACCGCUAAUAUGCCGGUUAUGUUCUGGAUAUAUGGCGGCUCUUUCAUUAUGGGUUCGGCCACCAAACAAGUGGACGGCUAUAAUAUCUUUGACGGCACACAACUGGCCCUCAAAGAUGUAGUGCUCGUGACGGCUAACUAUCGUUUGGGUGUUUUCGGGUUCCUAUACGGCAAUAGUAGUGAUGCUCCGGGAAAUGUCGGCUUUUGGGACCAGGUUAUGGUCAUGAAGUGGAUUAAGGCUGAGAUCAGCAAAUUUGGCGGUAAUCCCAACGAUGUGACCAUAUUUGGUGUGAGCGCCGGUAGUGGUUCAGUCAGCGCACAUGUAUUAUCCCCAGUAUCAAGGCAACUAUUCUCUAAGGGUAUUAUGCAAUCAGCUGCAACUUACCAGGAUCGUGCCCCAUUGGAAAAGGCGCUUAAAUUCUCAAAAGAUUUUGCCGCAAAUCAAAACUACUUUUCCACAAACGCCUGUCCGGACACGGAUUGGAUUAAAUGUCUUGAAGGGAAAUCAAGCGAUGAACUAAAUGAGGCCCAAAACAAAGUGUUUUACGACAAGUUCACCGAAACGGGUGGCGUUCCCUUUACACCCAUAUCCGGCGACCAAUUCAUGCCUCGCAACUGCAUCCCAGCCAUCAAAGAGUCGGACUUCAAAACCGAUGUCCGGCUACUGAUAGGUCACAGUGCGAUGGAAGGGGUGUCCUUUGCCCGCGAUUUUGACGACAUGUUUGGUCUCGAGGGUCGCUAUAAUCCCAAACAACUGUCUCGAGUGACCAGAAGUCAAGUCUACGACGAUAUCAAACUAUUUAUAUCAAAAACGGAUGACUUGAACGGAAAGAUCGCCGGCGCCUAUACCGACCCUUUCGGAGCCGACGGCACCGAUCAGAGUCGGCAACUGAUCCGAGCGGCCGCUCACGCCUAUGGAGACUAUGUUAUCACAUGUCCGACCAUUUUAUUUGGCGCCGAACUGGUCCGACAGACAGCGUUUAAGGGAACGGUAUAUCAAUAUCGACUGACGUAUGCCAACUCCCAGUCCAUAUCGUACGACAGCUAUUGGGCAGAGGCCGAGCACACCGAUGAACAACCACUGGUUUUCGGCCGACCCCUCAAUGAGCCCGAAAACACGUGGACUCAAACCGAUCGCAAGAUUAGUCAACUAUUUGUGGACAUUUGGACGGAUUUCGCCAAAAAUGGUAAACCAUCGCUUAAUGGCACAGAUUGGCCUCAAUAUGGAGUGGAAUCCAAUGGGAAUCCGAACCUAUCGUAUGUGGAGUUGAAUCCAAUGCUCGAGAAUUCAUAUGUAAUUCAUGUGAAUAAAUAUCGCGGAAAUGAUGACCCAAUGCUCGCAUUCACAUCGCGUCUGGAAAAGUGCAUUGAAUUGAAUGGUGAACACGUGUGUAGUAUCUGUGGCACCAAAUGGACGGGUAUUACUUGGGAGAGACAGCCCAAAGACUAUCGACAAUAUCACAACGAAUAUCCCGAAGACUUUUGGAUAAUAAUGAUUUGUUUGAUAUCUCAAUUUGUGGGUGGGCCUUACUUUGUAUAUCUAUUAGAUAUUAUCUAA
Molecule: messenger RNA, 1635 nt
Organism: Oppiella nova
Lineage: Eukaryota; Metazoa; Arthropoda; Arachnida; Sarcoptiformes; Oppiidae
Source: the annotation of a GenBank genome assembly